UAUAAACCCACCGGAUAUGGAGCCGAGUAUCCAAUAGUAUUUCCAACCGAAAUCCAUUAUUCUCAAAUCCAGCGUCCGCCGCCAGACGCCGUCCCUGCCCGACAGAUGAUGCUGGUCAACCUGACCAAUUUUCCAGCAAACAAAGCCGGCGAUGCAUAUACAAUCACGAUGAUUGGCCCAUGGCGGAACACAAGCCUCCAACGGCACGACGUUUUUGCGUAACAGUUCACACAGCUUUCAGAAAGUGUGGUCUCCCCGCAUUCUCGUAUCCUUGGAAGCUAGUGAAGCGGGUCCUUCGAAAGAUUCAUAAAGACGAGCGGGUCCUGAUCCAAAAAGUGAACGUCAACAAUCGUUCAAUCAUCCUCUCUCCAUUCUGUAUUACGAAGAGAGUCGACAAUUAUGGCUUCAACCAAAGCCUCAGAGGGAGUCAAUCCCGAUGCACCUCUUCAUUUCCCGCCAGAGGACAACCUCGCUCACACAAAGUCUAUGAAUCAGAUGGUCCGCGAUGCUAAGAGGGCAAGUGACGAGGAACAAAAGAUGACCCUGUGGCAAGGAAUACGAUUGUACCCAAAGGCAGUAGGAUGGAGUGUCCUCAUCUCAACCUGUAUAGUCAUGGAGGGUUACGAUGUCUCUCUGCUCGGCAGUUUCUGUGAGUUUUUCUUUGUGGGGUCGAGGAGACCUUUCCACCGGGAGAAGCUAUUUACUGAUUAAAACAGAUGCCUUCCCGCAGUUCAACAGAAAGUAUGGAGAGCUUUCCAGGGAUGGAACUUAUCAGAUACCUGCUCCAUGGCAGGCUGGUCUUAGUAAUGUGAGAAAAAUCCUCUUGGUAAAUCGCCACAUCACUCACGUGCCAAACUACAGGGUGUAAUUUGUGGAGAAAUCAUCGGACUUUUCAUCAAUGGUUACGUUUCGGAAAGAUUUGGUUACCGGAAGACAGUCAUGACUUGCUUAACCAUACUCAUCGGCUUGAUCACAAUUUUCUUCAUGGCCCAGAAUGUCAUUGAACUUCUAGUAGCCGAAAUUUUAUGCGGUAUUGUAAGUCUUCUCCCCUUAGUGUGGCUGUGGGUGCGCAUAACUAAUUCGUUGUAGCCGUGGGGAAUGUUCCAGACUCGUGAGUUUGAGUUUCCCUUGUAUCUCUCGAGCAAUUACUAAUUGAUAUAUAGUCACUAUUACUUAUGCCUCGGAAGUUUGCCCAGUUGCUCUUCGUGGGUACCUUACAACUUAUGUUAAUUUCUGUUGGGGCCUUGGACAACUUAUUGGUAUUGGAGUUAUCAGAGGCAUGUUGCCACGAGACGACGAGUGGGCAUAUAGGUACAUUUCCCUCUCACUUUGAUUUGCGCCAGUUCCGUUUGAAUCACGAUGAAUUAACAUUUUCAUAGAAUUCCGUACGCUCUGCAGUGGAUGUGGCCUGUACCACUUCUAAUUGGAGUCGCCAUGGCACCUGAAUCCCCAUGGUGGCUUGUACGAAAAGGCAGGAUCGACGACGCAAAGAAGGCUCUUCUUCGUCUUACGAGUUUGAAUCGAGAAACAGAUUUCAAUGCCGACGAGACCAUUGCCAUGAUGCGUCAUACCACUGCUUUAGAAGAGAACGUUAGUUUGAAUUCCUCAAAAAGAAAGUUCUGGGCACCUAUUGACAAAUUGUAGAUAACUGUAGGCGCAAGCUACAUGGAUUGCUUCAGAGGUACCGAUCUCCGCCGUACCGAAAUUGUCUGCAUGGUGUGGGCCAUCCAAAACCUUUCCGGCAAUUCCUUCUCGGGGUAUUCGACUUACUUCCUCCAACAAGCCGGCCUUUCCAAUUCGAAAGCCUACGAUUUUACCAUGGGUCAAUAUGGAAUCAACAUGGCAGGUGUAUUCGGAGCCUGGUUUCUCAUGAAUCUUGGUCUUGGUCGAAGAUCACUUUAUCUUUACGGUCUCUGCGGUCUCUUCGUCAUGCUUUUGAUUAUGGGUUUCCUCGGCUUGGUCCCAGAUCGGGACGCAGGUUCUUUAGCUACCGGCUCAAUAAUGUUGGUAUGGGCUGCUUGUUAUCAGCUCAGCGUUGGUACAGUUUGCUACUCUCUUGUUGCCGAACUUUCCACCCGUCGUCUGCAAAUCAAAACGGUCGUACUUGGACGAAAUCUUUACAACAUUGUUGGAAUAAUCUGCGCCAUUCUCACCCCUUACAUGCUCAAUCCUGGAGCUUGGGACUGGGGCAAUUACGCAGGCUUUUUCUGGGCCGGCAUCUGCUUCUUGUGUAUUAUUUAUGUUUACUUUAGACUCCCUGAGCCGGCGGGUCGUACAUUUGCGGAGCUGGACUUGUUGUUUGAGAGAGGAGUUAGUGCGAGAGAUUUCCACAAGACAAAUGUGGAUGUAUUUAAUGAGUCGAUUGCGGGGAGUGUGAUGGAAAAUCAUGUUGGGGACAAGAAGGAAGAGCAGUAA
Molecule: messenger RNA, 2415 nt
Organism: Hymenoscyphus albidus
Lineage: Eukaryota; Fungi; Ascomycota; Leotiomycetes; Helotiales; Helotiaceae
Source: the annotation of a GenBank genome assembly